CCCUGCCAGAUCCUCCCGCGCAGCCCGCGCCCACCUCGCCUCAGUCCCGCGACCAGAGCCCGGCCCAAGCAGUGUAGAGCGCCCCGGAGUCGCGCUCCGACGCUCCGUGUCCGCAGUGUCCUCCGUGUCCGCCGCGUCCUGGACGGGAUGGGGCGGCCCGGCUGAGCGCCACACCCCGCCGCCUACAUUCCCUGACCGAGCCACUAUCCCUCUUGCCUCGGCCCCGGCGCGCACGGGCGAUGGCGAAGGCGACGGCCAGCACCGCGGGGCUGCGAUGGCUCCUGCUGCUGCCGCUGUUCGGCGAAGGCUCCAUCAUCACUCCUCCUCCUCCCUCACGAGAUUCCCUGUUCCCUCCAGCCCCACUGGGACUCUACUUCUCCAGGGAUGCUUACUGGGAGAAGCUAUAUGUGGACCAGCCGGCGGGCAUGCCUCUGCUCUAUGUCCACGCCCUGCGUGAUGUCCCCGAGGAGGUGCCCAGCUUCCGCCUGGGCCAGUACCUCUACAGCGCCUACCGCACACGGCUGAAUGAGAAUGACUGGAUCCGUAUCCAGGAGGACACAGGCCUUCUGUACCUGAACUGGAGCCUGGACCACAGCUCCUGGGAGAAGCUCAGCGUCCGCAAUGGCGGCUUCCCCCUGCUCACCGUCUAUCUCCAGGUCUUUCUGUCGCCCACAUACCUGCGUGAGGGCGAGUGCCAGUGGCCAGGCUGUGCCCGCGUAUACUUCUCCUUCAUCAAUACCUCCUUCCCUGUGUGUGACUCCCUGAAACCCCGGGAGCUCUGCUUCCCUGAGACAGGCCUCUCCUUCCGCAUUCGUGAAAACAGGCCAACUGGCACCUUCCACCAGUUCCGCUUGUUGCCUGUGCAGUUCCUUUGCCCCAACAUCAGCGUGGCCUACAGACUACUGGGAGGUGAGAGUCUACCCUUCCACUGUGCUGCGGACAGCCUGGAGGUGAGCACGCGUUGGGCCUUGGACCGCGAACACCGGGAGAAGUACGAACUGGUGGCAGCGUGCACCGUGCGCGUGGGCGCGCGCGAGGAGCAGGUGAUGGUACCCUUCCCCGUGACCGUGUACGACGAGGACGACUCGGCUCCCACCUUCUUCGGUGGCGUCGACACCGCCAGCGCUGUGGUGGAAUUCAAGAGGAAGGAGGGAACUGUGGUGGCCACACUACAUGUCUUCGAUGCAGAUGUGGUGCCAGCAUCCGGGGAGCUCCUGCGCCGGUACACAAGCACACUGCUCCCCAGGGAUGCCUGGACCUUCCAGACCUUCCGUGUGGAGCACUCACCCAACGAAACCUUGGUCCAGGCCAACGGCAGCUUUGUGCGGGCAACCGUGCAUGACUAUAGGCUGGUUCUCAACCGCAGCCUCCCCAUCUCAGAGAGCCGUGCCCUGCAGCUGGCUGUGCUGGUCAAUGACUCGGACUUCCAGGGCCCAGGGGAGGGCAUCCUCCUCCUCCACUUCAAUGUGUCUGUGUUGCCCGUCAGCUUGCACUUGCCCAGCGCCUAUUCCUUCACUGUGAGCAGGAGGGCCCACCGCUUUGCCCAGGUUGGGAAACUCUGUGUGGAAAACUGCCAGGAGUUCACCGGCAUCCAUGUGCAAUACAAACUGCAGCUCUCCAGUACCAACUGUAGUGCCCUGGGAGUGGUUACCUCAGCCGAGGACAACAUGGGGACCCUGUUCGUGAAUGACACAGAGGCCCUGCAACGGCCUGAGUGUACCCAGCUCCAGUACACAGUGCUGGCCUCUGACCGGCCAACCCACAGGCAGGCCCAGGCUCCACUGCUCGUCACUAUAGAGGGUACAUACAUGGCUGAGGAGCCGGGCUGCCCCCUGUCCUGUGCAGUCAGCAAGAGGCGGCCUGAGUGUGAGGAGUGCGGCGGCCUGGGCUCUCUGACAGGCAGGUGCGAGUGGAGACAGGGAGACGGCAAAGGGAUCUCCAGGAACUUCUCCACCUGCUCCCCCAGCAUCAAGACCUGCCCUGAUGGCCACUGUGACUCUGUGGAGAGCAGAAAUUCCAACAUCUGCCCCCAGGACUGCCUCCGGGGCGGCAGCAUCAUUGGUGGGCAUGAGCCAGGGGAGCGUUGGGGAAUUAGAGCCGGCUUUGGUACCUGCAACUGCUUCCCUGAGGAGAAGAAGUGCUUCUGUGAGCCAGAAGACAGCCAGGACCCACUAUGUGAUGAGCUCUGCCGCACUGUGAUCGCAGCAGCUGUUCUCUUCUCCUUCAUCAUCUCUGUGCUGUUGUCCACCUUCUGCAUCCACCGCUACCAUAAGAACGCCCACAAGCCGCCCAUCGCCUCAGCCGAGAUGACCUUCCGCCGGCCAGCCCAGGCCUUCCCAGUGAGCUACUCCUCGUCUAGUGCCCGCCGGCCCUCACUAGAUUCCAUGGAGAACCAGGUCUCUGUGGAUGCCUUCAAGAUCCCGGAGGAUCCAAAGUGGGAAUUCCCUCGAAAGAACUUGGUUCUUGGAAAAACUCUGGGAGAAGGUGAAUUUGGAAAAGUCGUCGAAGCAACAGCCUUCAGGCUAAAAGGCAAAACAGGGUACACGACCGUGGCCGUGAAGAUGCUGAAAGAGAACGCCUCCCCAAACGAGCUGCGGGACCUACUGUCAGAAUUCAACCUCCUGAAGCAGGUCAACCACCCCAAUGUCAUCAAGCUGUAUGGGGCCUGCAGCCAGGAUGGGCCACUCCUCCUCAUUGUGGAGUAUGCUAAGUACGGCUCCUUGCGCGGCUUCUUGCGAGAAAGUCGCAAGGCAGGACCCGGCUAUGUGGGCAGCAGAGGCAGCCGCAACUCCAGCUACCUUGACAACCCGGAUGAGCGGGCCCUGACCAUGGGCGACCUCAUCUCCUUUGCCUGGCAGAUUUCACGUGGGAUGCGGUACCUGGCCGAGAUGAAGCUUGUCCAUCGGGACUUAGCAGCCAGAAAUGUCCUGGUAGCUGAGGGGCGGAAGAUGAAGAUUUCAGACUUUGGCCUGUCCCGAGAUGUGUAUGAAGAGGAUUCCUACGUGAAAAGGAGCAAGGGUCGGAUUCCAGUCAAAUGGAUGGCAAUUGAGUCCCUUUUCGAUCAUAUCUACACCACCCAAAGUGAUGUGUGGUCCUUUGGUGUCCUCCUGUGGGAGAUUGUGACUUUGGGGGGCAACCCCUACCCAGGGAUUCCUCCUGAGCGGCUCUUCAACCUUCUGAAGACAGGCUAUCGGAUGGAGAAGCCUGACAACUGCAGUGAGGAGAUGUACAGUCUGAUGCUGCAGUGCUGGAAGGAGGAGCCAGACAAGAGGCCAGUGUUUGCUGACAUCAGCAAAGACCUGGAGAAGAUGAUGGUUAAGAGAAGAGACUACUUGGACCUGGCCGCAUCCACCCCAUCCGACUCCCUGCUUUAUGAUGAUGGCCUCUCAGAGGAGGAGACGCCCCUGGUGGACUGUAAUAAUGCUCCCCUCCCUCGAGCCCUCCCCUCCACGUGGAUUGAAAACAAACUCUAUGGCAUGUCAGACCCGAACUGGCCUGAAGAGAGUCCUGUACCACUCACGAGAGCCGAUGGCACUAACACUGGGUGUCCAAGAUAUGCAAAUGAUAGUGUAUAUGCUAACUGGAUGGUUUCACCCUCAGCGGCACAAUUAAUGGACUCGUUUGAUAGUUAACUUUUCUUUGUGAAAGGUAACGGACUCACAAGGGGAGAAAACAUGCCAAGACCAUCCACUGGCCCCUCAUUGCACCCUUCCCACUGGCUGGUGAUUUUCUCUCCUAGCAGAUGUAGCACACUGGAUAGGAGUUCUGAGUCCAGUGUUUAGGUCCUUCCUUUCUCUUCAGCCCUCGGCAGCACCAGUGUUGGUCUGUGUUCGCCAGAGACCACUAUACUCUGUGCUUACUCAUGUGGGUCCUUCACUUACUACCUGAACUAUUUGAUUUUUCUGAUUACCAAUCACCAAACAAAGCAACAAGAUUUAAACAUGAAACACAUAUAUAUACACACACACACAGGCAGCAGGUGAAAAAACUAUCCCAAACCACCUGUGCUUGUUGAGAAAAAUGUGAGCCUAGCAAGACCUCAUGGUGGUGUCAAAACCCUGUCAGAGCUGGAGUGGAUGAGGGGACCGCGGGGACAGGCUCAGUAUUCAAGACCCUGAGAAUGAUUUUUUAAAAUUAAAAGAAAAUCUUUUUCUUAGGAAGACAUUUGAUUUGUUAUCAUGAUUAAAAUGAUUCCUAGAUUUAGCACAAUGGAGAGAUUUGAUGCCAUAUUUGCUGUGUAGACUGGCAAUGUGAGGGAACAGGGCUCAUAGAUACAUUUGCCCCAUCAGUGAGUGGUCCCUACCCCCUGAUAAAACAGUAUGAAGAAAGGUGCGUUUAGUGCAGUGACCUGUAAUCCAGGGAUUGCUGACAGCAGAGACAUGGCUGAUGAGCACCCACCCCCCAGCCUUCAGUACACUGCAUGUCCAGCACCAAAAAGCAGCACCUCAUCUAGCACAUUAGGAGUGAGUGGAAGGUUCAGCUUGUUAUGUUAGCAGUAGCACUGACAAUGACCAAGAACCACUACAAUUACAAUUCUGAUAUGGAAAAGACAAUGUUUUGGCUCUUGUAGAGCUUGUGUGAAAAGGUACAUGUAUAUACUCUUCCUAUGUUUGUCACUUAAUGCUGCUAUAGCAAAACAUUUUUGUUUUUUAGAUUCUGACCAUGACUCAUAAGCUUCUUGUCAUUCUUCCCUGGUUCUUUGUGGUCACAGACACUCUGCGCUCCUCCCAUCUUGUGGGAGUGGGGUGGCUUUCGGAAAGUCCUGACAGCUCUUCUGUUUGUCUCAGUACUGUAAUUUUACAGGAGAGAAUUGGUUACCAAAACACUACUUGGUCUUCUGACAUAAAGUACUGUGAAAGAACUUACAGUAGUCUCAUUAUAAUACUGUAUUUUAUAGGCAUUUCACAAAAGCAGUAAAAUUAUGGCUUUUUUGUGGCCAAGAAGGCUUGGCUGAGUAUGUGUUGAAGCCUCGUGAUGUGUGUAUGCGUACGUAUACACACCCAAAGAGAGAGCUGGGAAAACACUGGAGUUGUAACAUGGCUGCAGUUGGGGGCCAUUUUUCGGAUACAUUAUGAUUCAUUCUAGUUGUGGUAAACUUUUGGUGUUCAGAUGUGCUUAAUGCUAAUCUUAUUAAAUAAAGAUAAACUCUCUCAAAUUAUUAAAAAUGCCUACUCAGUAAGUGUGAGUUGCUACAGAUUUGUUCUCAGCAGGUGAGAACCCCAAGUCUAAGUGGCUGACCUAGUGAUAGGGAAUUAACCAUUGACUGAUAAUCAAAUUGUCUAGUCCUGAGUAAUGAAAAUACUCAUUCUUACUAGUCCUAUCAGACAAAAUUUUCAUAUGCAUAUAUGCAUAAGUUACUAAGUAUUAAGUAUUACUGAGUAUUAAGUAGCAAUCUGUCAUUAAAAUUUGUAAAGUCUAUGAAAGGUUAUUAAACCCAUACCAUAUUAAUUUGCUUUUGUAAAUCAAGGUGACUAAGAAAAUAAUUUCAGUUAUGUAAAUAAAAUCAUGUAUCGUAAAA
Pteropus alecto (black flying fox) is the source of this 5518-nucleotide messenger RNA. It is a transcript of the gene RET, whose product is annotated as ret proto-oncogene. The record is from RefSeq and is a predicted model, not a curated record. The transcript has 20 exons. Gene Ontology annotation, cellular component: membrane; axon; signaling receptor complex. Gene Ontology annotation, molecular function: transmembrane receptor protein tyrosine kinase activity; calcium ion binding; ATP binding. Gene Ontology annotation, biological process: protein phosphorylation; homophilic cell-cell adhesion; cell surface receptor protein tyrosine kinase signaling pathway. Bases 240 to 3632 code for a protein of 1130 amino acids. Lineage: Eukaryota; Metazoa; Chordata; Mammalia; Chiroptera; Pteropodidae.